AUGCAGGUCUCCGGCGGCUUCGGCAGGCUGACCGGACUGUCUUUCCGGGCAAGUCCACAGAGUGAGGAGGACAAGGAACACCACAAAAUGGCUGUGGCAUGGCUUCUGGGGCAGGCCAAGGAGCUUGUCUUCCUCAGCCUCGACCUGGUGGGCCUGCCAUAUUUGCCUCACCUGUCCCACAUCCAGCACCUGCAGCUAGAUGUGUCAGGUGGAGCCUUCCCAAGGCUGGCACCUGUGCUCACAACACUGGUCACUUUACGGACGCUCUACCUUGAAUCCACAGAGACACAGGGCGCGCAGGAAGAGGCUACGGGCCUGGACUUGCAGACCUUGACUGAACUGGAGAGUGUCAUGCUGGAUGGAGCCGUGCCAUCCGCCCUGACUCUGGCCGAGGGCACUUCCCUGCGUGUGACUGUGUCACAGAUGCCUCACCACACCAGCCUCCCCCCAGAGAUCUGGCAAGCCAUCGCUCGGUACCUGAGCGCUCGAGACUGGGCCAGAGUGGCAGGCGUGUGCAAGACCACCUGGCAGCUUCGACUGCCAGAAGUGCGCAUCAAGCAGAACGAAUUACGCCAGGGUACUCUCUGUAGGGAAGGCGCUGCGUGGCUGCUGAAGAGGGCCCAGCUGGCACGAGAACUCUUGCUGGAUCUUCCCGGUGACAUUGCUGAGCUGCAGGCCACCCUCACAGCUCUCAUGCAGGACAAGCCAAGGGGCUGGAAUUUCUGA
This is a messenger RNA of Coccomyxa subellipsoidea C-169, 726 nucleotides long. RefSeq lists its product as hypothetical. The record is from RefSeq and is a predicted model, not a curated record. Bases 1 to 726 code for a protein of 241 amino acids. The transcript is spliced from 4 exons. Gene Ontology annotation, molecular function: protein binding. NCBI's taxonomy places the organism in Eukaryota, Viridiplantae, Chlorophyta, Trebouxiophyceae, Coccomyxaceae.